Molecule: messenger RNA, 1947 nt
Organism: Fusarium falciforme
Lineage: Eukaryota; Fungi; Ascomycota; Sordariomycetes; Hypocreales; Nectriaceae
Exons: 9
Coding region: 1-1947 (648 amino acids)
Biological process (GO): positive regulation of transcription by RNA polymerase II
Cellular component (GO): nucleus
Molecular function (GO): DNA-binding transcription factor activity, RNA polymerase II-specific; zinc ion binding; transcription cis-regulatory region binding
Source: RefSeq, a predicted model, not a curated record
AUGCCUGGCCAAGCUGAGACCCAUGGAUCCAUCAGCUCACCAGAGGUAGUCUCUAGAGAGCGAAAGAGGAGGAAGCAUUGCCGUUCUCGAGCAGGCUGUCUUCCCUGUCGUAGACGAAGGCGCAGAUGUGACGGGGGUCGUCCCACUUGUCGGGAAUGCCACAUACGGCACGAUCAAUGUUUUUGGGGCCUCAAGGUCUCUUUCCAUCCGUCCAGGUCACUCCAGCUCUCUUCAGAACAUGUCGCUGCCCUCGUGGCUGUCGAUAGGCAAAGGCGAGAGGCUCGAACCGACGCGACUGAAGCUGCUGAACCUGCUUCCCCAACGCUCGUUAUUAUAGAUGAUACGGAUGACAUUGUUCAGUCUUAUAGAAGAGAUGAUGCUCAGUCACCCGAGGAUGAUUCUGACUGCCAUGUCGAACAGGAUGCUGGUUCCGAGCACUUCCAGGGCGCCUCAGACCUCAUACCAGGAGCCACACAGCCUUACCCAGGCUAUCCAGAUAAUGGAGGAGGUGAGAUUUACGUCGAGGAAUCAGGGCACGAUAGCUUCAACGACGACACUGUUGCUCCGGCUGAGGCUAUUCAUCCCUUCCAUGUCGCAGAGCCUCCGGAGCUUCCCUCAGGAAUCUUCAGAACGCCCUUCAUAUCUGAUCUUUUCUUACAUGGCUCUCCCAUUGCUCCCUUCUCCCUCGGACAAGCUUUCUCCCGCGGUGCUCCCCCGGAGCCUGAACCUCGGUUCCCCAUCUCGCAGCGGAUGAAGGCUGGCCUCAUCUCCAACUACAUAAGGGAGACUGCCACGUGGUGUGAGACGACGGACUCUGACAUGCACUUUUCUGUGCGAAGCGUUCAUCGCAUGAUGGAGUCUACGCCCUUUGUUGCUGCGGCCAUGUCUCUGGCUUCCCGUCAGCUUGACAGCUUGCGGGCACGCCCUAGACAAAUCACGCUCGAGCUGUAUCAGUACACUGUUCGUCUUCUUCUCAGCCAUGAUCCUGCUGUUGAUGGGUCAUCCAUCUUGGCAACGUGCACCUUGCUUUGUGUCUACGAGAUGAUGGCAUCAACUGUGGCCGAGUGGCGGCGUCACCUUCAGGGAUGUGCCGGUUUAUUGCGGAUGCGGAAGUGGAACGGUAACAGUGCGGGCAUAGUCAAGACGUGUUUCUGGGCAUUUGCAAGGAUAGACGUGUGGGCUGCAUUCAUCUUGGACCAAACAACGCUCAUCCCCACCGACUCGUGGGUUGAAGAGGACUCACUUACGGUAGUUGCUGCCAGGGGCAACACGGAUGACUACUGUAACUUUUCCAUCCUCAUAUUUGCAAGAAUCAUCAACCUCCUCAACGCAAGCGGUGACUCUUCGUCAGCCGAGUUGAGGGAAAAGGCACAGGCGUCGUGGGAAGAGCUUCAACGGUGGAGGCGCUGGCGUCAACAGAGUGCUAAGCCGCUGAUGAGAGUGGAUGCGGGAAACAAGAAUCCUUUUCCAACCAUUGUCUUUGCAUCAUCUGCAUCGAUAUGUGGGAAUACCUUCUACCAUACUGGCUCAAUCCUCCUGCUGCAGAGCGGAUUGGUCCCGGACACUUCUUCAGUCGAUGAAAAACGGGUGCGCGAUCCUGUAUGGCAUGCUCGUGAACUUGGAGGCAUCUCCAUCAGCAAUCCAUCACACGCCAACUGGGUGAACCAUCUUCAACCAUUGUAUAUUGCUGGGAGGGUGUUUGGCCCCCGCAGCAAAGCCCCUCGUUCUGCCCAGCAUCAAAGUGGCCGCAUGCAUGCUCCUGUUGAAGCCAGCUCCCCAUCCGCAGAUGAAUCAACAGAUGAUGGAGAUGGGAUGGCGGAGGUUUCCGAGUUUCCUGCGGAAAAGAUGGCACUCCUGAAGCAUCUUGCCAAGAUUGAGAGGGAGACGGGGUGGAAGACGUCGGAUCGGGCAAGAGAGUUGAGGAUCCUCUGGGGUUUGGAGAAUUAA